Molecule: messenger RNA, 2113 nt
Organism: Osmerus eperlanus (European smelt)
Lineage: Eukaryota; Metazoa; Chordata; Actinopteri; Osmeriformes; Osmeridae
Product: meprin A subunit beta-like
Exons: 15
Coding region: 100-2007 (635 amino acids)
Biological process (GO): proteolysis
Cellular component (GO): membrane
Molecular function (GO): protein binding; metalloendopeptidase activity; zinc ion binding
Source: RefSeq, a predicted model, not a curated record
GAUAUACUAGAACUGAAUCCCAACCAAAGGAACGCCAUACUGAAUACUGACCAGCUAUGGACAUCUCCAGUUCCCUACGUUUUCGACAACAGUCUAGACAUGAACGCCAAAGGAGUUAUCCUACGAGCGUUUGAGCAGUUCAGACUGAAGACAUGCAUUGACUUCAAGCCAAGGACCUCUGAGCUGUAUUACAUAACUGUUCAGAAGUUAGGCGGAUGUUUCUCGUAUUUAGGUAGAGUAAUCGCCAACGGACAAGUGUUAUCUAUUGGAAAUGGUUGUGACGAUAUGUCAGUAGUGGAGCAUGAGUUCAUGCACGCGCUUGGCUUCUAUCAUGAGCAAGCCAGAUAUGACAGAGAUGAUUACGUGCGGAUUGUCUGGGAAAACAUAUUAAAAGGUUACGAAAGGAAUUUUGCCAAAUCAACGGUCAAUGACACCACCAACCUAGAUACUCUAUAUGACUACAACUCAGUGAUGCACUAUGGCAAAGAUUUCUUUACCAACGGCAACGGAUCCACCAUCAUCACUCUUCAGUCCGAGUUCCAGGAUGUGAUUGGCCAACGCCUGGAAAUGAGCCCCAACGACGUCCUGAAGAUAAACAGACUCUACAGCUGCAAUAAAAGUGUUGCGUUUAUGGAAUACUGCAGUUUCUCGGAGGAGGGUAUGUGUGGGGUGAACCGCUGUUCCAGGAUUGUGGAGAACAACUGGAAUAGAGUGGCGAGCGCUGUUGGGGGUCCUUCUAGUGACCACACCAACCUGGGUACCAGCAUGAAUGGGACUGGAUUGUUCAUGUACUCCAGCACAGCUUCAGGGCAGGAGGGGGACUCGGCCUGGCUGGAGAGCAGGAGGAUGACUCCCAGUAGGCUGUGCAAUGUCCAGUGUCUGCAGUUUUACUACUACCACAGUGGGAACCAGUUAGACCAGCUCAACAUCUGGAUCCGAGAAUACCAGGAUGAGAGUGACUCCAGAGGAAUGCUGCGCCUCAUGGGACAGAUCACAGGUCCAGCCUCUAACCACUGGCAGCUGCACCACGUGCCUCUGAAAGCCACCAAAAGCUUCCAGGUGGAGUUUGAGGUGCGUAAAGGAGCAGGAAGUUCUACCGGAGGCUUCGCCAUCGACGACAUCAACCUCUCAGAGACCGAGUGUCCCCAUCUGACCUGGCAGAUCAGGAACUUUGAGAACCGUCUAACAACUAGCAACUUUGGCACUUUUCUGUACAGCCCUCGACUGUACUCUAGUGAAGGAUAUGCGUACCAGAUAGUGGUUCGAUUAUCCAGGAGUUAUUUUGGCACAGCUGUCCGACUGGUGUCUGGUCAGCAUGACGACCAGCUCCAGUGGCCUUGUCCCUGGAGGCAGGUGACCUUCCAGGCUCUGGACCAGAACCCUCAGAUCCAGCUGCAGAUGUCCAAAAGGUUUAGCCUCACCACUGACCCUACAGAGACUGAGGGGGUUAAUGCAACCUUCGUAUGGGACAACCCACGUAAGGUUGGAACACUUUACACUGACGAGAACAAUGAGCAGUUCUAUGGAAACAGUCUGUUUGGAAGAGCAUUCUUCAGCAGGCUGAUUGACAUGAAAACCCAAAACUUCCUCAAGGGCGGCGAUGCCAUCAUCCUUGCAUCCUUCCAAGACAUCUCCCCUCUCCUCCAGAACAAUUCUCUUCCGUGCCCUACACUCCCACCUGUGACGUUUAGCAGCCAGACACCACAGGACCUGGACGAGGGUACAUGUGCCACACGGUUCAUUACCACCACCACUCUGCCCCCUACAACAACCACUGAGACCACUCUGCCCCCUACAACAACCAUUGAGACCACUCUGCCCCCUACAACCAUUGAGACCGCUCUGCCCCCAACAACCAUUGAGACCGCUCUGCCCCCAACAACCAUUGAGACCGCUCUGCCCCCUACAACAACUGAGGAAGAUAACAGUAUCUUUGGCUUCUCUCCUGGUGUGGCGUCUUCCCCUGUGCUGCUGCUACUGACUCUCCUGUUUCUGCUGACUCACUGAUGCGUGUGCCCCGCCACCUCACGGCAUGGAUCGCUGACCUGCAACAGAUAACCUGUUACCUUUGACUAAUGGCCAAAAGAUUUUGUCUAUAAAAACAGAUUGUACC